AUGCUGUGCUUCCUGCAUUUUAUUGAGAUAUUCUCGAAGGAGAAUGCUGUUAUCCUCAUCCUGUGCAGGAAUCGAGAGGCCGACGAGAUUUCUAAUACCUUAAAGAACUUUGAAAAUGUGUUCAACAAGGCGUACAAAUACCCGUACCUGUUUUUGAACGAUGAAGAGUUCUCUGAUGAAUUUAAGAAGAAAGUCAAAGAGGUGAUCUCAACCGAUGCCGUCUUUGGCAAGCUAGAAACACACGAAUGGGGAUAUCCCAGCUGGAUAGAUAAGGAAAAGGCAGCAGCAAAUAGAAAAAAGCUUGAAAAACUAGGCAUCAUAUAUGCAGGGUCGGAAUCGUACCGCCACAUGUGCAGGUUCUUUUCAGGUUUCUUCUACAGAAACAAAUACGUAAAAAAAUACGACUAUUACUGGCGAAUAGAGCCGGGAGUGAAAUUUUUUUGUAAAAUGAACUACGAUCCAUUCGAAUUUCUGAAGAAAAAAAAUCUUGAAUACGGAUUUAUCAUCAACAUUCGGGAGUUCAUGGAAACGAUACCGACACUGUGGGACGCAACCAUCGAGUUCAUAACAAAGCACAAGGACAUGAUACCAAACCAAAACGUGCUCAAAGAAAUUUUGGAUAACAAUAAAAACUACAACGGGUGCCACUUCUGGUCAAAUUUUGAAAUCGCAAAUCUAAAUUUUUUCAGAGGCGAGCUCUACCAGAAAUACUUUGAUUUUCUGGAUAAAAAGGGAGGAUUCUAUUAUGAGCGAUGGGGUGAUGCACCAAUACAUUCGCUGGCUGCCAGUAUAUUUCUUGGAAAGAGAAAAAUACACUUUUUUGAGGAUAUAGGGUACGAGCAUCCGCCCUUCCAGCAUUGCCCCAGAAACCCAUCGAGGUUUCCCGACUGUGAAUGUAAUUCAAAUAAUUCGAUUGAUGACGGUCCUUUUUCGUGCUUGAGAGAGUUUAUAAAAGAGGACUUAUAGAGAAACUGGUGAGAAAUGACAGAUGUGAUUUAAUUAAAUGGUUGGUAAC
Molecule: messenger RNA, 1015 nt
Organism: Vavraia culicis subsp. floridensis
Lineage: Eukaryota; Fungi; Microsporidia; Pleistophoridae
Exons: 1
Coding region: 1-966 (321 amino acids)
Biological process (GO): cell wall mannoprotein biosynthetic process; protein N-linked glycosylation
Cellular component (GO): membrane; Golgi apparatus
Molecular function (GO): alpha-1,2-mannosyltransferase activity
Source: RefSeq, a predicted model, not a curated record